AUGGACCGUGCUUCGAAACGAUCGCUGGAGCGCACCGAGGGCUUGAGCCUCGUGGCGCCUUCUGUCCUCAAGGAAGUCGAGUACCGACGGGCAACACGACGGGAGCUCGUGGUGCUGCUCCGCCGAACGCAAGCUUUGCAUGAGGCAGCGCAGACGCCAGACUUAAGGAUGCGAGGACGCAAUGGCCCAGCACAUCGCCGCUCCCGCGCGUACGACCUCGCCGAGGCGCAAAUGUCCCUCGUUACGCUCUUCUCCAGCGCAAAACGAUGUGCGCUGGACGACUACGUGGCCAACGGUCUUGAUGACGCGCUGC
Messenger RNA from Saprolegnia parasitica CBS 223.65, 313 nucleotides. RefSeq lists its product as hypothetical. The transcript has a single exon. Lineage: Eukaryota; Oomycota; Saprolegniomycetes; Saprolegniales; Saprolegniaceae. The record is from RefSeq and is a predicted model, not a curated record. The annotation marks the transcript as partial.